CGUUUUGUUUUGUUUUGCUGUAAACUUUACUCGGUUUCCUAUAUCUUUAGCUUAAGUAGGGUUUUUUUCUUUUUAUUGUCUUUUGUUUUCCUUACAGAUGUAGGCGAUUCUAUUUUCUUGCCUUCAUGUCAGGCUGGUUAGAGAUUUCUAUUUUAUUGCUUAAGCAUUGUUCAAUAAAAAAAAACCCUUUAUGAAAUAUUUCUGAUUUUGUUUUUCAUUUGAAGUGUAAAAACAAUAAAAAAAAAAACAGUGUAUACAAAAGGUUAUUUAAAAAUAUGUGCCAUUAUAGGUUAGAAUUAAAAGCUGUUUUUCUCAAAAAAAAGUAUGAACAUUAUUUGCAGUAUCACUGAUUUAUUGAUAUUGAUCACUGAUUUAUAGGAAGGGGGGUGUUUUUGCGUAAUUUCCAAUCAUGAAACAUAAACUUAAGCAGGAAGUUCUCUUUUAAAGUUACAUCUCUAAGUGUGAUGUUCAAGCAUCCACAUACAUUUGGUCAUACAGUGUAAAUGUGACUGGAGUACAAAAUCAACAGUACAGUACCAACAGUAAAACUCCAGCUCCAGGCCUGUGUGGUCAUUCUGAUGACUGAACGCAGGUCGGCGCUGUUUCUUCUUUGCUCCUGAUGAUGGUUCUGAUUGGACAGCUCCUUCUUUAUCCCUGUGCUCUGCACUGAGCGGGUCAACAGCCAACAUCUUGCUCAGCACAGGACACAGGACACAUGAAAACCCGCUUUUGGCUUCGGGAGUCUUUGUGUCCUUUGUGAAGCUGAUACAGCAGAUGGCAGGCUCUGAGGCUGCCAAGAACAAGGACAGAGAGAACUGAAGCCAGACUUCAUGGAUUGGAUUACAGAACGCAUGCUGCGUCACGGCAUCGGUGUGUCCUGCAUCGCAAAGCAGCUUGACCCUCCAGUAAGUUCUGCAGCACUCGGUUUCCUUUAGAGAUCCAGGUCUUUGGCCUCGCCUCACCUGUCUGAUCCCCGGGGGACCGGCGUGCUGCGGAGAUGAUAAAGGCACAGAGAGCGUAGCAGAUGGGAUGAAUAUUUAAAGUAAGGUUUUAGAACCACAAGAUAUAAAGGAGGAUGUUGCUAAAAUACAGCACGGCCUUAAAAGACAAAUAACCGAUAAGGUCACCAUGGCCUUAAGCAGAGUAUUUUUUAAUAUAGUGCCUAAAUUUUAUGAAUUGACUCACUGGUCAGAGGGAGAAGACCAGACACUGGAGCCAUGACACUAUCUAAAUAAAAUCCACGAUCGGCAGCCGUAGUGAGCAGGUCCGUGGCGAUAUGAUCUCCAAAGUGUCAUGUCUGUACCUGCUCACGGUGCUGUGCUGGGCCAGUGCUCUGUGGUACCUCAGUGGAACCCGCCCGUCCACCUCCUACGUGGGCCACAUGUCUAUACCGGUUCGAAGGCAGCCUCCAAGAUUUCCGAAAAAUAUCACGUUCAGCAACAUCCGGACUCGCACGCUCAAUCCGCACGCCUUCCAAUUCCUGAUCAAUGAGCCGAAGAAAUGCGAAGGCGGCCCACCAUUCCUGCUCAUCCUCAUCAGCACCAACCACAAAGAGUUUGACGCCAGGCAGGCCAUCCGCGAGACAUGGGGAGACGAGAGCACAUACAGCGAUGUUCGCGUCGUCACACUCUUUCUGCUUGGACACAACCCUGAGCCGGUUCUCAACCAGAUGGUGGAGCAGGAGAGCCAGAUCUUCCAUGACAUCAUCAUCGAGGAUUUUGAGGAUUCUUAUCGAAACCUGACGCUGAAGACGCUGAUGGGAAUGCGUUGGGUGGCCUCGUUCUGCCCUGAAGCCAAGUACGUCAUGAAGACUGACAGCGACAUUUUUGUCAACAUGGACAACCUUGUGUUGAACCUGCUAAGACCCAGCGUACAGCCCAGGCAGCGUUUCUUCACAGGCCACGUCAUAAACGGAGGGCCUAUCCGAGACACUCACAGUAAGUGGUACAUGUCCAGAGACUUGUACCCCGAGAACAAGUACCCCCCUUUCUGUUCCGGGACAGGGUACGUGUUCUCUGGUGACAUGGCAGAGUUGAUCUAUAAGACUUCUCUCCAUACUCGCCUCAUUCACUUGGAGGACGUGUAUGUGGGGUUGUGUCUGCGCAAACUUGGGGUCCACCCGAUCCAGAACAGUGGCUUCAACCAUUGGAAGAUGAGCUACAGCCUCUGUCGCUACCGCAGAGUCGUCACGGUGCACCAGAUCUCACCCGAGGAAAUGCACAGGAUUUGGAAUGACAUGUCUAGUAAAAAACAUCUCAAGUGCUAACAUCCUUACAGCGCCAUCUAUAGUCUGGGAGGACAUACUGCAGGUCCGAUUCAUGUACCAAGGUGGAGCUCAAGUCGUGUUUCCAGGGUUACAUCAGUAAGUUAGUAAUCAGAUUAGGAGUUCGAAUCCCAGAGAACUUCGAUUGGAAUCUUGGGACACUGCUUGGAAUGUAUCCUUCAUUAAUUGUAAGUCGCUUUCAAUAAACAUUUUUGCCAAAUAAAUAAAUGUAGAAAAAAGUAUUCAGAUAUCGAGGUAUUUAGGCUUGGCCAGAUCUUGCCAAUUCCUAUAACCAUGGCAAGGUAAAAAAUAAAAAAUGAAUAAAUUCUAUUCACCAUUCAGACCAACGUUAUAGCCUGAGAAGUUUGCCAGUAGUGCUGAUGGGUAUUAUGGCUUAAACCUGAGCCAAGAUUGAAUGUCAUUUUUAAUUCCUGUUCUUUUAUUCAUAAUUCAUGAUUCAAAAACAGACAAAAUCUCUGCCAUGGACUGAAUGGCAAAUCUUUAAGCCACAUCUGUAUGUUUACAUGGUCCUGGUGUGUAUCUCUAUCUCAUAGUACAGUGGUACCUCGCUUAUCGACCUUAAUCCGUUUCUUAAAACCAGUCGAAAUGCGAAAACGUCGAAGAGCAAAUGUAAGUAUCCCAUGAGAAAUAACGGAUACCCAAUUAAUCCAUACCCGACCUCCUCCGAUACCCAAUAAUUAACAAUUUUUGCCCCGUGGUGGUCUUUCCAGGACUCUUUCAGAGUCAAGUUACUGGAAUUGGUCAUGCUAAAACACUUACGAAACAGGUGUUUCGUGUAGAGUUUUUUAAAGUUUGCUAUGACCAUCUGAUCCAUAGGCUGAAUGAGGGAGGUCGUAUGUGGUGGCAGAAAUUUGAUUGUAAUCCAGUCAAACUCAGCCUCCAACUCAUCGCCUAAAUCUGAAGGAUGUGCCAUUGCAUUGUCCAGGACAAUCACGCAUUUCAACGACAAACCUUUCUUCCAACAAACCGAAGUUUAAUUUACGAUAGAUGCUCUCUCCACGAAGGCUGAGGUGAGACUGGGAAGAUCCUUCCGCUCACGCUACAUGGGUCGAGGUCGAUAAGCGGGGAUUUGCUCGUUCAGCGGGCGCAAAUUUCGAUCGAAAAACUGUUCGCUAAGCGAAAAGGUCGAUGGACCGAACCGGUCGAUAAGCGGGGUACCACUGUACUAAAAAGACAAGUAUCGGUGGACCAGGGCACAGAUCGAUGCACAGGCUUUUGAAUUUAUCUUACGAAUUACAACUUUGCUAAUCUGCGACUGUGCAAAUAAAUAUACACCAGCAAGAAGGAGAAAAGAGCAGAUUGUGUGUAAGAGAGUAAAAACAGCUCUGACAGAUUAACAGCUGUUAAAGACAUAUUUUUAUUUGAAUACAGGUCGGCACUGAGAUGGAAUCUUUUUUCUCUCCUAGAGACAUUAAGGUUAAAGAUCUUUCAGCAGACCUGAAAGAGCACAAUACACAACAAGAGUAAGCAGAAUCCAAAUAAUAGCAUGGGUGGAGAAGUCAUAAAUGAAUUAAAUCAAGUUACAGCAUGCUCCUUAUUUCUUACGGUUCAGACGCCUGGAACCGGAACUGACUAGCCUUUAAAUCGUAGUUAGCAUAAUUGAAUAUUAUAGUGAAAAUCUAAUUAGCUAAUUAAGUGCAUUAAGAAUACAGACUAGAAAAUACGGUUGUUAUCCUCAUCUGACUUUGUAACGUAGGUCAUGUUCUUUGCGCUCUCGAGGAAAAGUCCGAAUAUCAAAAAGUAAAUAAAUACAUCGGGUGUCAAACAUAUCAAAGAUGUUUAGAUUUUUUUCUUACAAAACUCGGACACACGAGGACAAAUUUUAAUAAAAAUGUAAAUGUCUUAUUGUCUCCAAAACCUGUAGAAAUCUGUGCAAAUUUUUUGCCUUUAAGUCUUAUAAUUAAACUUCAAGCCAAAUGAAAACUUCAGUCCAUGUAGAGAGAGACAUACGGUAUACACACACUGAUUCAUCCUCAGGGGGGCACGGUGGCUUAGUGGUUAGCCUCCGCCUUGUGUGUGUGGAGUUUGCAUGUUCUCCCCGUGCCUCGGGGGUUUCCUCC
Molecule: messenger RNA, 4344 nt
Organism: Tachysurus fulvidraco (yellow catfish)
Lineage: Eukaryota; Metazoa; Chordata; Actinopteri; Siluriformes; Bagridae
Gene: b3galt1a
Product: UDP-Gal:betaGlcNAc beta 1,3-galactosyltransferase, polypeptide 1a
Exons: 3
Coding region: 1277-2266 (329 amino acids)
Cellular component (GO): membrane
Molecular function (GO): N-acetyl-beta-D-glucosaminide beta-(1,3)-galactosyltransferase activity
Source: RefSeq, a predicted model, not a curated record